Molecule: messenger RNA, 1467 nt
Organism: Trametes versicolor FP-101664 SS1
Lineage: Eukaryota; Fungi; Basidiomycota; Agaricomycetes; Polyporales; Polyporaceae
Product: MFS general substrate transporter
Exons: 13
Coding region: 1-1467 (488 amino acids)
Biological process (GO): transmembrane transport
Cellular component (GO): membrane
Molecular function (GO): transmembrane transporter activity
Source: RefSeq, a predicted model, not a curated record
AUGUCCGCAGAGAAGCAUACGUCGUCUUUCGACGAGAAGGCAUCUGGCGUUGAUGUCGAUGUCGUUCAACCCGACUCGGUCUCACUCGCAAUUGAGGAGCGCAGGCUGGUGCGGAAGAUCGACUGGCGUAUCAUACCCAUUGCCUGUGCGGUAUAUCUGUUUGCUUUCUUGGACAGGUCGAAUCUGGGAAACGCACGCCUGCAGGGGCUGCCACAGGACACCUUGCACGGUGACCCCACCGGCGUGCUGUUCGACUGGGUGAACUCGGCAUUUUUCUUCUCAUACAUCAUUUGUCAAGUACCGGCGACGCUCCUCGCUAAGCUGUGCCCGCCGCGCAUCUGGCUCGGGUGCGCGGUCGUGGGAUGGGGAAUGUGCUCCGCGCUCAUGUCCACCGCAUUCAAUUUCCCUGGCCUGAUGGUCGCCCGCAUCGGGCUCGGCGCCUUCGAGGCGUGCUUCGCACCUGGCAUCCCCCUCUACUUGUCGUACUUCUACACAAAAGAGGAGAUAGGCAAACGCCUCGCCUUCUGGUUUGGGUUCGCCGCGGUGGCAGGCGCGUUCGGCGGUCUUAUCGCGUUUGGCAUUCAGAACGUGCAUGCUGCGAUCGCCAACUGGAGGCUGCUGUUUAUCAUCGAAGGCGUCCCGACGGUGCUCUUCGGUCUCUUGGCGAUGAUCAUCCUGCCGAAUCGACCCGAAGAGACGUCCAUGUUUAAUGAGAAGGAGCGGGAGAUCGCUCUGGAACGGAUGAACCGCGGUUACAAAGCUGACGUGGGGAGGCACAUUGCCAAAUCUCACAUCUACGCGGCGUUCAAAGACUGGAGGGUAUACACCGGCGGGGUUUUGUAUUUUGGAGUUAACUGCGCCGUUGCGUCAAUAACUGCCUUCCUUCCUACCAUCAUCACGACAUUUGGAGUCACAAAUGCACGCGCACAGCUACUCACUGUGCCGCCGUACGCUGUUGCUGUUGUGGUCCUGUGUAUUACUGCAUACUUUUCGGACCGACAACAGAGCCGCGGAGUCUUCAUCGCAGCCGCUAGCACCCUAGCUGGCAUUGGAUAUGUGCUUCUGCUCACUGUUAGCGAGAAUAUUCACGUCCGCUACUUCGCGACAUUCUGCAUCACGAGCGGGACAUACACGUCGAUCGGGGUGACUAUUGCUUGGUUCGCCCAUAAUCUCGGAUCGGAGACAAAGCAAGCAACGGGCACCCCAAUCUACCAGGCGAUCGGCCAGUGCGGUAGCGUGCUGGGGUCGCAUAUCUUCCCAGCAACAGAGGGUCCUCAAUACAUCAAAGGCUUCGCAGUGAGUUGUGCGUUGCAGUUCCUUGGAGCACUUGCUGCGGUCAUCCUCACGAUAUCCUACCGCAAUGACAACAAGCGAAGGGAUGAAAAAUACGGCGAACCCGCGCAAGAUGAGCCAGUGGACACGUCAGAGCUGGCGGACAAGGCCCCGGGGUUUCGGUAUGUUCCCUGA